AUGGCGGACAUUGAGCGUGCCACUGCCUCUGUCAAAGCGACAGGCCGAAUCUGGUACCACACCACGCUCUUCAAUGCCUUUAUCAUCGGGGGAGUGGGCUUCAUGGCCCCUGGCCUAUGGAAUGCCAUGAGCGCUCUGGGCGCCGGAGGAGCUCAGUCUCCAUACCUAGUAAACGCAGCAAACGCCCUAGUCUUCGGCCUGAUGGGCAUCCUCUGCCUAGUUGGCGGCCCCAUCGCCAACCGGAUCGGCCUCUCCUGGACCCUCCUGCUCGGCGCCGUCGGCUACCCGAUCUACUCGGCCGGCCUGUACACCAACAACAGGUACGGCAACGAGUGGUUCGUCCUCGUAGGCGCCGUGGCCUGCGGCAUCUCCGCGGGUCUUUUCUGGGCAAGCGAAGGCGCCAUCGCCCUAGGCUACCCGGAGCCGGGGAAGCGAGGCAGGUACAUGAACAUCUGGCUGUGGUUCCGCACCGGCGGUCCCCUCCUGGGCGGCGCGAUCGUGCUGGCGCUCAACAACAACGCCGCGGCCAAGAGGAAGGGCAAGGUCGGGCACCAGGUGUACAUCAUCUUCAUCGCGCUGCAGUGCCUGUCCGUGCCGCUGGCGUACUUCCUGUCGCCGCCCGAGAAGGUGCAGCGUGCGGACGGGAGCAAGGUCAUCAUCCGCGGGGAGAAGUCCUUCAAGGCCGAGUUCCGCGCGCUGUGGCAGGCCAGCAAGCGCAAGGAUGUUAUCCUGUUGCUCCCCAUCUUCUGGGCGGCCUACUUCAACCACAACUUCGGCACCCUGCUGUCGUCGCAGCUCAUGAGCACGCUGCUCGACUACAGGGGGUUCCCUGUCAGGAAGCGCAUCACCGUCGGGUUCUACUACACGAUCGCCCUGCACAUCGUCGCGUGGGUCUACGGCUGGGUCAUCCAGGAGAAGUACACGGCCAACCCGCCCGCAUUCGACUGGGCCGACGCCGGCUUCGUCGAGGGCUUUUUCGUCCUCUUGCUGUGGGACUUUGCGCGCCAGGCGCUGCAGAACUGGCUGUACUACCUGCUCGCAACCAAGACGGACAACAUCUCUGAGCUGAGCCGCUUCUCGGGCAUCCUCAGGGGCCAGGAGAGUUUCGCGCAGGCGGUGGCGUUUGGUCUGAACACCCAGAACUGGCACGGCGGACGCGUACCGCUUAUCGUCAAUACCGCGUUGCUUGUGCUUGCCGUAUACCCAACUUACCUCGUCAUGCGGGACCACGUCCCCGUAGAAGCCGGUCCCAAGGCCUCGGCGGAAGAGGCCAACUUCGAGGAGAACAAGCACAGCACCGAUGAAGGUGUGGAUGAAGGAAAGUCCAAGGUGACUGUCCAGACAGCACAGGCAGAUAUGACUUUGCCGCAAGGGACCGAUCGAUGCAAAUAG
Molecule: messenger RNA, 1392 nt
Organism: Diaporthe batatas
Lineage: Eukaryota; Fungi; Ascomycota; Sordariomycetes; Diaporthales; Diaporthaceae
Exons: 4
Coding region: 1-1392 (463 amino acids)
Biological process (GO): transmembrane transport
Molecular function (GO): transmembrane transporter activity
Source: RefSeq, a predicted model, not a curated record